GUGCUGACAGCGUACAGAAUUUUCCUUACCCUCCAGCAUGAUCUAAGACAUUUCCCCAAUUAUGAUAUAGUAGAUAACAUCCGUGAUCCGGGAGACACACCAAUACCACUCUUCUCCCUUGAAGAUACUAAUUAUGCUAAGCGUCUUAUAUGCAAGGAGGUAGUUGACCAAAGCUUGCUCACGCACAUGACAACCAACCCCCUUCCCUGUUCAAGGAUAAUCUAAUAAUCUAAUACAUACCUACCUACCUGACCUACCUAAAUACCUUCUAUUUAACCCAGCAAGAUAUGACAGAUCUCGGGCCUUUAACGACGACAUUUACGCCGGCAUCCGGGUGCAACUCCAUUCUUUCGGGGAUUGUUUACACACAGACCCUACCAGACGGCAACACGAGUACUCACAAAUACCAUAGUCUCGGGCCCAGCGCAACGUCAGAGUGCUACCCGCCAGGCUUCGAGCCCGAAUCCGGGUUCUAUUCCCCGGGGAUCUGUCCCUCUGGUUGGUGGUCGGCGUGCGGGACUGUCGACGCCAUCGCGACUGUCACCGAGACCAGAGCGACGUGUUGUCCGCUAGGAUAUGUGUGCAUACAACAGCCGGACCCGACAGAGACGUGGUCGACCUUGUCUUGUUCAUCGUCGGCCAUUUCAUCCGUCUCCGUAACAGUACCGGACUUGUCUAACCAGCUGAGCAAAGUGACGGUGAUGAGUGGGAUUAUCAUUCACGCCGCAGCGAUCAAUAUACGAUGGCAAAGGGGCGAUUUCAUAGCGUCUCGUACGGAUGCACCUACUUCUUCGACACUUGCUUCUUCGGCAUUUACUUCUUCGGCCACUUUUGUUCUACCAUCUAGCAGCAACCAGACAGGUGAUGAGGACGCAACGACAAGCAACGCGCCCGAAACAGGGCUUUCCUUGGGCGCAAAGAUAGGGAUCGGUGUCGGUGUAGGAUUGGGAGGUUUACUUAUGCUUUCAAUUGGUAUUGGUAUUUGGUUAUGGAAGAUAAACCAUCCCGAGGAGAGGGAGCAGCAAGGGGAUACUAUUAUCAAUUAUCCCUCUGAUCCCGGGGCCCCAAAAACGCGCGCAGAGUUGUGGGAGCAGUACCAGCAGGAAAUGCAAACUGCGAGCAAUACGCACGAGCUGGUCACGGAGAACAAUCGGCAUGAAAUUACGGGCAUGUCCCAGCCGGUAGAGCUGCCACAUGAGAGUUGGAGGUAACAUUGCCGAGCGCAAAUAUCAAUUUGAAUACGUUUAAGCCUUCUAAAGGGACGGUCGA
Messenger RNA from Daldinia caldariorum, 1269 nucleotides. RefSeq lists its product as uncharacterized. The transcript is spliced from 2 exons. Lineage: Eukaryota; Fungi; Ascomycota; Sordariomycetes; Xylariales; Hypoxylaceae. The record is from RefSeq and is a predicted model, not a curated record. Bases 288 to 1211 code for a protein of 307 amino acids.